Messenger RNA from Ruditapes philippinarum (Manila clam), 3462 nucleotides. RefSeq names its product ribonucleases P/MRP protein subunit POP1-like. Gene Ontology annotation, biological process: tRNA 5'-leader removal. Bases 46 to 2760 code for a protein of 904 amino acids. Gene Ontology annotation, cellular component: nucleolar ribonuclease P complex; ribonuclease MRP complex. NCBI's taxonomy places the organism in Eukaryota, Metazoa, Mollusca, Bivalvia, Venerida, Veneridae. Gene Ontology annotation, molecular function: protein binding. The transcript is spliced from 8 exons. The record is from RefSeq and is a predicted model, not a curated record.
UUACAAUUCCAGCCAUUUUUGACAUUCUAUGGUCCGGAUAGGAUUAUGUCCCUUGCUUAUUGUGCUUACUUACAAAAUGGCUGCGCCCAUGUAAUCACAUGCAGUGUGUGGCCAAUUAAAAUGAAUCCUCCUCAAUUUGGUGGUAAGAGAAAGACAGGUCCUGAUUAUCAGAGACCUUAUAAGAAGAGUAAAGUAGAAGAUGUUUUGUCAGCUGCUCCAAGAGAGGUAGAUAUUGUACGCUAUGCUGAAAGUCAUGCGAAAGAGAUACAGGUGCUCAGUAGUAAGGUGGAUAUUGUCGGUGGAGGUAAAAACAUCGCCCAGAAAAUUCCUCCUCACAUGAGAAGACGUGCCAUGAGUCAUAAUGUAAAAAGAUUGCCUAAAAGUAUCAGAGCACAGGCAGCCCAUUUGACUGGUACAAAAGUGAAGAAACCUAGCAGAUAUCAUCGUAGGAGACCAAAGAAUUUACUAGCUGAAUAUACAAGACGACAAAGAAAACAUAUCUGGCUUGAAACCCAUAUCUGGCAUGCCAAAAGGUUCCAUAUGGUUGAUAAAUGGGGAUAUAGGUUGCCAUGGAAACCUACAAUGAAAAGUGAGAGAGCUUGCUACAGGGCAACCAGUAAACAUUGUUUACUUCAGGACCUGUCAUUCAUGAGCUGUAUUGAAAUAGAGGGACCACAAGAUGAGAUAAUUCAGGGGUUGACACAUGUAACAACUCCUGAUAUAGGUCAGACAUUUGCAGCUGUUUCAUGUUUAGCUGGUACCAGAGAGGGAAACACAAUCAUGUAUCAAUGUGACAAGUAUCCGUGGCAAGCCAUUGGUCCAGUCUCAUUCAUGUGGAACUCAUGUCAGCCAAUCAGUGAUGAAUGUCAGGACAAAGGAACCAAUCAAAGGCAACUUUGGAUUUGGUGCCAUCCGAGCAUGUUUGAUCAGAUAUGGAAAGAAAUAUCAAGUUGUCUGAACCUUAAGGAAUCUAAACUUUCCAAAAAGUCAGACAGUGAAAAGUUAAACACUGACACUAAAAAAGAUAAUGAAGAAAAAGACGAGCCUUUCAUUUGUGACAAGUAUAAAUCAAAUGUUUUAGCAGAAGAUGGAGAAAACCAAGUAAAAAUGAAAUCUUUAACAGGAUCUUUGUUGAGGUUUCGUUUGACUGGUCCACAAUCAACUGCUGUUCUUGUUGAUACCCUCCAACAGGCAAAUAUAGUACCAGUCAAUGUAUCAGCAAAAGAUAAUCCAUCUUGGUGGAAUAGUUACUAUGGAAACCCAAAACAUUCCAUUGGUCAUGUGACCCAACGAGAAUUCAUGGAAAGUAUGGAAGCUUGUCAAUCCCCAGCAGAGUUACCUCCCCAUUGUAUUAUUGCUAUGACAACUAGGGAUCCUCGACUGACCAGACCUGUACAGAAAACAAAAGUGGUGGCAAGUGAAGACAAGAUAAGUGAGGACUUGUCUUCAUUCAAAGAAAAGUUAACUAUAGAUAUCUCCACCUCCCCACUAUGGAUUGAGAAUAUCAGGAAUGAGGUCUCCAACACAAAACUCCCUGACUUCAGGAUACAUGAACUCAAAUCACAGAAUCUUGUUCCAGGUUUUCCUCUAGAACUAGGUGAUGAAGAAUCAAGGAUUCCAGUAAUUGUUAUCCAGAGGCCAGGAGUUACUUCCCUUCCCAACACUAAAGGACACGCACCUAACCUAGGGAGAGGAAGUGGUUUUGAUCUCCUUGUGCCAAAGGGAUGGGGUAUGGCAUUUUGGAUUGCUCUAGUAUUCAGAGGGACAAGAUGUGCUGGGCUGAGGGAGCAGGAAUGUAAUGCUUAUGAGGAGAAGUCCUUGUAUUUCCCAAAUGAUUUUCCUGAUACUUUGGCAGGUGAUCAGUAUCAGCAAGAUCUUGAAAAGGAAAAAGUUGAGAAAUACAACAAAAUUCCAGCAUCAAAGAAACCAAAUUUCACCAAGUAUGGAAUUGUUUCCCCUUUCAGCUGUCCCUGGGAUUUAUUAGUCAAAGAAUGGAAGAAAGGAAAAGAUGGUAAUGGAGGAAGUGAUCAUUCAAAGACAAAUGAUGAUACUGGGAACGUAAAUAACAAGGAUGUAAAUAAGAUUGAUAUGAAAGGUGCCUUUGACCAAACAACUUCGCAGUCAGAUAAAGAAUGCAGGAACAUUGAAAAGUUUUAUGUCUUAAGGAAUGUUAAACUGCUCCGGAAGCUACAAAAUAUUUGCCAUGUGUCAAAAAACAGAUCUUCUCAGAAAGGGAAGCUUGAUGUGAAAAAUGAAGUGUUGAAUAUUUUAGAGAAGGAUCAUGGAGAUUCCUUAGUUCCUGUUAGACUAGAUAUGAUACAGAAAGGGUCUCCUGUUCAGUUUGCCACCAUUUGUGUUCCAAAUAAAGAAGAUAUUGAACUGCUUAAUAAGAAUAAUAACUAUGGCGGACCUAUGGAGCCUCUACAUGUAGAUCCAGUUCUUGUGGAGAAAAAGGAUUUGAAAAAACAGUUGAAACAGAAAGGAUUGAAACAGAAAGUGAAAGUAGACAGAACAUUGAAACUGACUAGUGAGAAAGAUGAGAUGACUGUCAGGACAGGUUGUAGAGAUGUAAUAGGGUACCUGAACUCUGGAGGUUAUUCUCUAGGAACAGGGAAUGGAGGUGGGGUAGGGUUUGUGUCAACUCUGGCACUGAUAACUUUACUUAGGAACAGUGAGGGAUCAGAAAAUGAACCAGUUGUUCUAGUUAGAGGAAAUACAUCAUUACAAUAUCGGGUUGCUAGACUCUCUAUCAUAGCAUAGUUACCUAAUGUAUUUUAAUGCUAUAAAUGUUGAUCAUAAUGUAUAUAUCAUUGAAACCUGAAGCUUUUGUUAUAUAAUAGCAAAUAGACACAAAAAGAUAAAUGUUUUGCAAUCACUGUGGCAUUUUAAUUUAUGUACAUUGGCCAUUGAAAGAUAAAAGGUAAACUGUUGCAGUCACUAUUUACUGUUAUGGGGAUACCUUUAAUUUGUAUGAAUUGAUAGCCUUUUUCAAUAAAUAUGAAAAUUAUUACAUGUAAUAUUUUCAUGUCAUCAACUGUAAAUGGAGAGAAAUUUGUUGUAUUCAAUUGAAAAAAAUACCUGUCGCUUAAAAUUUAUCUAGGUAUGAUCAAAUUAAUAACAUAAAGUACUUCCAAAAUGUGAAAUAAAACUGAGUUAAUUCACUUAUUCUAGUAAGAAUAAACAGCCGUUCUAGCUGGAACCAAUUUAUAAAGUUCGUUUGGUUAGGAUGUUGUCUUGGGAUAAAUCAACAUCAAAAGUAUCAAAUAAUGGUCUGAGCAUUACAGUUAUGAUUUAUCUCCCAUAAUGUUGUGUCUCAUUUUCUUGACUUUCAAAUUUCAGAUCUAACAUGAAACUUCAUAUCAGACUUCAUUCAUUUAUAUCAAGUGAAAGAAUGUAUAUUUGUGUUUCACUGAUAUUUUCUUUAUUGUUAUGGUUACCAAGUAUAUGAAUAAAUCACUCGUA